UGGCCCCGCCCACUUACCGUUUACAGGUAACGGUGCGGCUCACCUGGGUCACUUUUCUUUCCCUGCGGAGUCGCGGAUUGUUUACUUCCGGAGAAAUGGAUUUAUGUUAAGAUAACGAUUUAAUUCGAGUUAAUGACUGUUUAAAACCAAGUGUGGUUUAUAUUUUGAUUUGUGUGUGUGUGUGUGUACUGGGCCAGCCUGAUGGAGGAGCCGGUUCUGGGCGGUUUGGGUCGGUGCUCGUGCGCGUUCUGGCUGGCCGUGGCGUUUGAUGUGUGCGGCCUGCUCGUGCUCCUGGCCGGAGUUUUCGCCGACGUCUUCUUCUACGACUUCCUCAUCUACGCAGGCGCCAUCAUCAUCUUCCUCAGCCUGAUCUGGUGGGUUUUCUGGUACACAGGGAACAUCGAGGUGCCUCCAGGGGAGCUCGAGGACGACGUGGGUCUGCUGAAGAAGAAAGAGAAAGGCUUCACCGGCGUCCUGAGGAGGUUCUCCAGCCGAAUCAGGAGCUCGGUUCGGAGAACCGCCAUGUCGGGUCGGGCUCAGGCCUCACAGAGCCAACAUGGCAGCCAGGUCCACCUGCCCAUGACUCCUCCUCCUCCUCCUCCUCCUCAACACCUGAGCACUGUGUCAGCCACUGUGGCUACAGAAACAUCACCCAUAUGAGCCUUAAAUCACAGUGACCCGAAGAGGAAAAAAUUCAAACGGGAGCUGAAGUCACAACUACUGUACACUGACUGUUUUGUAGUUUAUUUUGUUAAUUUGUUUACAUGUGAUUUUUAAAUUUGUAUUACUGAUUAGUAACUACUGCAUGAAAGUCUCAUCUCAUCUCAUUAUCUCUAGCCGCUUUAUCCUGUUCUACAGGGUCGCAGGCAAGCUGGAGCCUAUCCCAGCUGACUACGGGUGAAAGGCGGGGUACACCCUGGACAAGUCGCCAGGUCAUCGCAGGGCUGACACAUAGACACAGACAACCAUUCACACUCACAUUCACACCUACGGUCAAUUUAGAGUCACCAGUUAACCUAACCUGCAUGUCUUU
Messenger RNA from Neoarius graeffei (lesser salmon catfish), 1033 nucleotides. Its product is annotated as transmembrane protein 238-like. Lineage: Eukaryota; Metazoa; Chordata; Actinopteri; Siluriformes; Ariidae. The record is from RefSeq and is a predicted model, not a curated record. The coding region runs from base 202 to 660 and encodes 152 amino acids. The transcript has 2 exons.